AUACCUAUCGCCAACUGCUUGAUCAUUCAGUAACUGAUCACACUCUAAAAUAUCAACAUGGGCAAAAUUACUCUAUACGGUGCCGAACCCAGUCCUCCAGUUCGUGCAGUCAAGUUGACACUGGCAGCUCUGGAUCUCUCCUAUGAGUUCGUUACUAUUGAUUUGAUCGUCAAGGAACAGCUUUCGGAGUCAUUCGUGAAGAAGAAUCCCCAGCAUACGGUGCCCAUGCUGGAGGAUGACGAUGCGAUUAUCUGGGAUUCUCAUGCCAUUAUCACCUAUUUGGUUAGCAAAUAUGGCAAGGACGAUUCACUGUAUCCCAAGGAUCUGCUAAAGCGCGCUGUUGUUGAUCAGCGUCUGCACUUUGAAUCUGGCGUCGUGUUUGCUAAUGUUUUGCGUGCUAUCACUAGAAAUCUGUUCUUCUUUGGCGUAAAGGUGAUCCCCAAGGAUCAAAUUCAAGCUCUGAUCGAAGUCUACGACUUUGUCGAGACUUUCCUUAAGGGACACGAUUAUGUUGCUGGGGAUCAGUUGACGGUCGCUGACUUCAGUCUUAUCUCGACUGUCGCCUCUCUGCCCGCAUAUGUGGAAAUUGAUCCCGUCAAGUAUGUGAAUAUAACUGCAUGGAUCAAGCGUCUGGAGAAGCUGCCUUAUUACUCUGUGAAUGAUGUUGGCAACAAGCAAUUUAUUGCGGCUGUUAAAGGAACAAAUUUUAGCAUUGAACAGUGAUCAAUAUAAAAAUUUUGAAUAGUAUGUAAGGAAUACAAACUUGACCAUUAAAGAUGAAAAUAAAUAUGAAACUUAAUUGUAUCUUUAACAAAAAAAAAAUUAGUAAAUAUGUUAACACAUCCUAUCAACUUAUGUUAUAUAUUACUUU
This is a messenger RNA of Drosophila albomicans, 871 nucleotides long. Its product is annotated as glutathione S-transferase 1-like. Gene Ontology annotation, biological process: glutathione metabolic process. The record is from RefSeq and is a predicted model, not a curated record. NCBI's taxonomy places the organism in Eukaryota, Metazoa, Arthropoda, Insecta, Diptera, Drosophilidae. The transcript has a single exon. Gene Ontology annotation, molecular function: glutathione transferase activity. Bases 58 to 723 code for a protein of 221 amino acids.